AUGGACAAACUUUUCGACAAGGAGGUUGCGGAUGCCCCAGACCUGCUCACCCAGCUGUGUAGUGAAUACUUCCAAGAAAGCACGGAGGCGGCGCAUGUGUCGAGCAGAUCGGAAUGUUCUUGGCACGAGGAGCAAGCUGCACCCAUCGCGCGGUUGGAUGUGGGAGGCUUACUAAGCACAGUUCCCAUUCCACAGGGACAGCUUAUGACAAUGGCCACAAUGAUGUCAAUGGCUCCCAUUCAGCAAUCAAAAGCAGCUACAACAGUGCAGUUGCAGAGCCUGCUUCAGCCUUCAUCCCUCGCAAUCGGAUCACGCACCUUGCAGCUUUCGCGACACAUUAUGAAGCCACACCGGGCAGUCAUGCCUUCAGUGCAGGGCGCAGACCUCUGUGAACUUCCUGUGGGUGCAGAGCAGAACGAGACGUUGGCGAUCGCCGAAGAGACUGCGGAAGCAGCGCCGGCGUUUGUCCCCCAGCAACACAUGACGUCAACGGAGAGCACUGCAGCGUGGCCGUCGCACGACAUCAACCAGACGGUGCAGCCCAACGACACAUGUAGGUCUACCAGGAGCAAACGGCGGGGUACAGGUCCCACUAUACACGGCAACUUCCGCUCGAAUGACACCACGCUCAUCAUGCACAAUUUGCCCGUGGACUACAGCCAUGGGAAGACGCAAGGGUUGCUGGACGGCCUUGGAUUUCGUGACAGGUAUGAUGUGGUGAUCUGGUUCGCACGGAAGCUAUCGGGGGCACGACAGCUCUCGCAUGCCAUUGUGAACUUUAAGACUCCACGUGACUGUGAAUCCUUCCGUCAGCGCCUCAAAGACUGUUGCAUCAACCCGUCGGGAGAGCCUUGGAGCAACGUGAGCAAGUUUGCGCUAGAUCAAGAGCUGGCCCUAUCCGUGGCCGAGUCAUCCACGAGAGGCUUCCGCGAGCUGUUUCUGAGGUUCUGCGCAUCGGUUCUUGUGAUGUCGCUGGUGCUGCAGUAUACUUACAGUCGCAUUGCGACACAGCAAAAGACCUCUGUGGCCGGCCCUUACUUCGACCGAGAGGCUCUUGAGACGAUGUCUUCGGAAGACUUCCGGAUAGCGCAGAAGGCCGUCAGCCUUGAGAGCUGCAGCGCCACAACCUUGGUGAUCCGGAACCUCCCGGAUCGCAUAACCAACCAGGAAGAUGCCCUGCAGUGGUUGCAGAAAAUCGGUGACUUGAGGGGCUACGACUUCUUUCUUUUCUUCCCAGCGAAGAGCACCACGAAGUCCAACAGCAUGGCUUAUGCCUUUGUGAACUUCUGCGCAACAAGUCGGAUGGAGGCAUGCCUUAAGAGUCUGCAGGGGUACAACGUCCAGGACAGCGAUCCCUUGAAUGUGGUAGUGGCCAAGAAUGUGCAAGGUAUGGAUGCUUGCAUCAGCUACUUCCAGUGCAUCAGUGACCAGGGCCGUCUGUAUCCCAUCAUCCGGAGCUACAAGGAGGCCUCGACCGAAGUGCCGCGCUCUGUAGGCUACCAGUGA
This is a messenger RNA of Symbiodinium natans, 1506 nucleotides long. NCBI's taxonomy places the organism in Eukaryota, Dinophyceae, Suessiales, Symbiodiniaceae. The record is from the annotation of a GenBank genome assembly.